Mercurialis annua (annual mercury) is the source of this 746-nucleotide messenger RNA. Its product is annotated as stigma-specific STIG1-like protein 1. The transcript has a single exon. The record is from RefSeq and is a predicted model, not a curated record. Bases 69 to 527 code for a protein of 152 amino acids. NCBI's taxonomy places the organism in Eukaryota, Viridiplantae, Streptophyta, Magnoliopsida, Malpighiales, Euphorbiaceae.
ACCUUUCUCCUUCUCUCUCCAUCUCUACAAUAUUUCUUUAAACUCCAAAACCUAAUCAACUCACCAAUAUGAAGCUAAUCAAGAUUAUCUUCCUUAUAGCCAUAACAAUGGCGUUCUCCAUUACUCUAACCAUGAGAAGCAUCGGCAACGUCGAAGAGAAACAUUCGAGCACAUUGUCAAAAGAGUUGGAAACGGAAGAAGAUAACUUGAAGCUGAAGCCAUCAAAACGACUGAGUCGUUUCCUUGCUGAAGAGAAAAACCCUAAUGCAGCUGACCAUUGCCAUAAAGAUGAAGAAAAAUGCUAUCUUUUGGGAGGUAAGAAUUACACUUGCUGUAACAACAAGUGCAUGGAUCUGUCUAAUGAUGAUAAAAAUUGCGGUGCAUGCAAAAAUAAGUGCCUGCAUACGCAAACUUGUUGCGGAGGGAAAUGUGUAUAUUUAUCUCUCGACAAGAGACAUUGCGGAGCUUGCGAUAAUCGGUGCAAAGACGGAGACUAUUGCGUAUUUGGAAUGUGCAAUUACGCAUAAAUAAAUAAUCUAUUUUUUAUGAUUCAUAAUACAAUAAAAGAAAACCACAUGAGAAAUUAUAUACAGUGGUUAAAAUUUAUCAAAUGAUUUAUAUAAAAAAAAUAUACAGUUUAUUUAAUUUUUAAUUGAACAAUAUUUACAUGAAUCCUCAAGGAUUUGUAUAUUUAUAUGUAAUUCUGUUAAAAAGUACUACUUAAUGUGUAAUAUGUAUCCCUUUGU